This is a messenger RNA of Sphaeroforma arctica JP610, 1446 nucleotides long. RefSeq lists its product as hypothetical. Gene Ontology annotation, molecular function: single-stranded DNA 3'-5' DNA exonuclease activity; DNA-directed DNA polymerase activity; DNA binding. NCBI's taxonomy places the organism in Eukaryota, Ichthyosporea, Ichthyophonida. The transcript has 10 exons. The coding region runs from base 151 to 1446 and encodes 431 amino acids. Gene Ontology annotation, biological process: nucleotide-excision repair, DNA gap filling; mitotic cell cycle; DNA replication. Gene Ontology annotation, cellular component: epsilon DNA polymerase complex. The record is from RefSeq and is a predicted model, not a curated record.
UAUGCAACACGACACCAUUGUUUUCAGUCACAUCCACAACACACACAUCCCUACACUUAAUACAAAAAAUCGUUUACAUCUGCAUCAUGGGAGAUAGAAACAGAGGCAACAAGAAGCUUGUGCAGUACCGUCAGGGUGCUGGAGGCGGAGAUGACGUGGGCGCUAAAGGCUCCUCCGGGGGGGGGCAAACAGGGGGCUAAUCCUUACUUCGAUGGGCUGUCUAUUGAAGAACAAGAAGAUAUAGCUAACAAACAUAUAGAAAUGGAUGAGAAGUUUAACUUUUACAGACUCAAGAAUACGCCGCAGAACACGCCCGAGACGGGAUGGCUGAUUAAUAUGCACACGACUACCAUCUUCACCGAGGGAUCCAAUAAACGGGCAUUCAGCGCACUGGACAUGUACUUCUUAAGAGAGAAUGGAUCGCACUUCAAGGCCACCAUGAAGUAUGAGCCUUACUUCUACAUCGCCGUGACGGAGGGGAUGGAGGGUGUGUUCGACCAGUGGGUGAAGAACAAGUUCAAAAGUGAGGUCUCCGCAGUCAGCGUGAUUGAGAAAGAGGAUCUAGACCUGAAAAACCACUUGAUUGGGCUCAAGCGAACCUUGGUGAAGAUCGAAUUUCCGAAUACAAACGAUCUCAUGAGGGUCCGAAAAGUUCUCAUGCCGGCCAUUAAGCGGAAUCAGGACGAGGCCAAAACUAAAGCGAUCUACGAGGUCUACAAACCUGAAAACACCAACACCAGUAAUAAGAUGAAUAACGACGAAGUGCUUGAGCAUGUGUUGGACAUUCGCGAGUACGAUGUUCCGUACCACAUUCGAACAGCCAUCGACAACUCUAUCACUUGUGGGCUGUGGUACGAUGUGCAGGUGCGUGGUCUAUCUACCACACUCACACACCGUGAAGACUUGGAGGAGCGACCCGACCCAGUCAUUAUGGCCUUUGACAUCGAGUGUACCAAGCAGGAUCUGAAGUUUCCGGACGCGGACAAUGGAGACAUGGUGAUGAUGAUUUCGUAUAUGCUGGACAAUCAGGGCUAUCUUAUCAUCAACCGGGAUGUGGUAUCAGCCGACAUCGAGGAUUUCGAAUACACACCCAAACCCGACUACGAAGGACCUUUCAUUGUAUGGAACGAGCCAGACGAACGGGCCUUGCUGCAACGGUUUUUUGAUCAUAUCAUCGAAGUGCAGCCUACCAUCCUUGUCACCUUCAACGGAGACUUCUUUGAUUGGCCGUUUAUUGACAAGAGGGCUGCCUACUACGGUAUGAACAUGACAGAGCAGAUCGGCUUUGGGAAAGACAACGCCGACGAGUACAAGUCGCGUCACGCCAUCCACAUGGACGCCUUCAGUACGGUGGGUGGGUGGAGUGUUGAGGAUAUGUUACUAGUGUCUGUGUACGGAAUGCAUGCUUCUGCACCUGUUUUACUUCUACCCCACACGGGUGUGUAG